CCGAUGUUUCGUUCUCCCUCAACUUGUUGCAGCUGCCUGUUCUGCCAGACACACUAUGUCCCUCAUACCUCAAGUAUUGUCAUCUUGCUAAGUCCUGGGUUUGCAUUCCUCGUCCCAUUCGUUUCAUGCUGGAAUUGAAGCCUGAGACAUGCCCAAUGCCGAACAACCAUGGUUUCGCACACUCGUACUCGAAGUAGAGGCUCUUUCUCUAUCUUCUCCUUUGACAGCAUUCGAUCGUUCAGUCGUGCGGGGUCGCGGCAAGCUUCUCGUAUCCCUUCGAAGGAUGAGUUGAAUGACCGUGCCGAAUCGAGCCUUUCUUAUCGGUGUGACCCUCAUGAUCAGCCGCCGGCAUCGUCUGGGCCCGGCCCUACAAUAGACACUGAUGUCUCCGUCAAACCACAAUCCCUACAGAAAGAAGAGACCCGUGCCCGGGGCACAGGACCCCAGAACGGGGGAGAUGCUGCUCCAGCAACCACCAAAUCCCGUCGUCGGAAUCGAUUUCGUCCACUCUCAUGGCUAUCGAUUUCUCAACUUCCCUUUGCGACACACUACCCUCGAAGUCACUCUGUCCACCUCCCAAAAGCUACUAGCACAUCGACCGUUGCUCGAAGUGUUAUCUCUGUUCCUAUACUUACCAGUACCACCAACGUCGAAGUCGCUCGUGCGGAAGGUGUCGUCUGUGGAGAAAUAUCUGACCUGACGUUCUCAGGGACAAGCUGGGAUCCAGUAAUCGGAUGGGUCGCUAACACACCAGAGCAACAAAAUGAAAAGAGGCUUCCACACGACGGCACGGAUGCCGAGAUUGUACCAGAGCCAAAUCCUGCUUCGGAGUUGAAGAGUCCAGAAAACACCACAACAUCAAAAAGGGGUUCCAUACUUCGCUUGAGUGACACGAUCAAAAGCAAGGCCAGAAGAGUGCCUGCUAGAAUGCGUCCUGGAAGAGCUUGUCAGUCGCAAAAGUUCGAUUCAGUAGCUGAAGACGCAGAUGAACGUGCUGCUACUGAUGGACGAGAAGGUGGCCUAGCACGCCGACGCGCAGAAACCGUGAAUCUCUACAAAGGAAAAAUCAAAGGACUUACGGGCAACGGCCAUGUUAGGCGCAAAUCGCUGAAUAGCAGUAAGGAGUUUGCAAAGUCGCAGACAGACGCGCCUCUUCUCGGCGAAUUCACAGACCACCGGGACCCUGAUACUGAUGUCGGCGCUGAACAAAGCGACGACGGGGAGUCUGCCUUUGGAUCUUUGACCAAGUCAUUCGCAAGAGCGGUUGAGAAAUUGGAUUUUCAUUCUCCUCUUCCACGCAACAUGUCCUUCUUGAGAUCCAAGUCAUCAUUCUUUCACCCAAAGAAGGAGAGCAAUGGCGACGGUGAUCCGACCGAGAAAAGACAACAAGGUCGAACAAUGCCAUCAGCUCUACCAGGACCAUCAGAACCUGUGACGAUCCUUCCACCAGCACCACACCUAGCUGCACGGGUCGUCCAGCCCACACUGCGGCCUGUUCUUCCACCAGUUGCGGCGCCAGAGCCCGUUAAAGAAGCUUCAUAUCACUUUGGAAUGCAGAGAUCUGCUCCGACUCCUGUCGUCUUUUCGACGGAGGCAAAUGCCUAUGUGCCGGCCAUACCUGCAUCUGGAUAUCCUCGAGGAGUCAACCCACUGAGAAUGCACCCGCCGGAUAUGUUUGCUAGUCCUCCAUCGCUCACCCGCCCGUCGCCGCAAACCGGCACGAACGGCUCUCCUCCACCUCCUCAGCGAGAGACACCGACCCCAAGUGUCCAAAGUGACGAUGACGAUGACCUGCUGUCUCUCGAAGACGCUCCCAUCUACUCCCCUUCACUGGGUGAUCUCAGUACGUAUGCGCGAGAUACUCCUCGUUCUGAUCGACGCAAUGAAGCAGGACUUUCUCGAGCGAGGAUUGUUGAUGCAACACCGACUCGUGCUGGCACGCCGGAAAAAAGGACAUCAAAGGAACAAGGCAGCAAAUUGCUCAAGAAGAGUAGGAGUGGACUAUUCUCUAGAUCCAAGUCGAGCAAAACAAUAGCAAUGCCUCGCAACAAAACCCUCAGUCCUUUGUACGAACGAGACACGAACGAAAGGUUCAAUACAAAGGACGAAAAUACGGUGAAGAAGAGCCGGAGUCUGCAGUUUGGAGGUCUUUUCAAGAAGGACAGCCACUCGAAUUUGGCGACGCCGAUGCCACGCGACGCUGUCCCCUUUCAGCCAGCAACGCCUUCACCGCUUCGAAAUGUCACCCGAGUUUCUCGCGGGAGUGACACGAUUUGCAGGAAGGUUGAGAACAGCCCGUCACGCUUGCAGCAUCCAAGACGAUAGAAUUUCACCAAGGGUGAAGUGAAGCCAAUAAGUCGGGGUUCCUCAUUGUUGCAGCAGUGUUCAACAUGAAGCCGUCGACAUGGACACAUUCAGAUAGCAAUAUGAAGAAACGAGGGAAGAGGAUCUGAGCAGAGCGAGCUGACAAUUGUUGAUGGUUGAAGUGCUCGUUAGUAGUCCCCAGCGGAUCAGGACAAAGAAGCCGCCGGCAAAAGUGCGGUGUACAGAGCUUUUCCCCCUUGCUGCAUGGUGCCUGUGCCUGCAUAUCGCGGAUCUGGGGUAGAAGAGAGGACGAAGAAAAUUGCUCACAGAGAAGAUCGUUC
This is a messenger RNA of Exophiala xenobiotica, 2645 nucleotides long. RefSeq lists its product as uncharacterized. The transcript has 2 exons. Bases 169 to 2325 code for a protein of 718 amino acids. Lineage: Eukaryota; Fungi; Ascomycota; Eurotiomycetes; Chaetothyriales; Herpotrichiellaceae. The record is from RefSeq and is a predicted model, not a curated record.